GUACAUACCCAAAUCCGAACCUAACUAGUCUUUUUCACAACAAAAAUUGAGCAACGAUAUUUAUUUGCAAAAUUAAGAGGAAGAAGCACCCUUGGAGAGGAAGAGGAUUGGAAUCGACCGGAGAAUGCUGAGGCUGGUUUCAAAGAGAAUUUUGGGAGCAGCAUCGCGGGAGGUGCCGGCACCGGCGCUCCAGGUUCUGCCCCGAUUCUACCACGAGAGGGUUGUUGAUCACUAUGACAAUCCGCGGAAUGUUGGAUCCUUCGACAAGAAUGACCCCACCGUCGGUACGGGCCUGGUCGGGGCACCUGCAUGUGGUGAUGUCAUGAAACUCCAGAUUAGGGUUGAUGAAAAGACCGGAAAGAUUGUUGAUGCUUGCUUUAAGACCUUCGGCUGUGGUUCGGCGAUUGCGUCUUCGUCUGUGGCUACUGAAUGGGUGAAAGGAAAGCAAAUGGAAGAAGUUUUAUCCAUUAAAAAUACUGAAAUUGCAAAGCACCUAUCACUUCCUCCAGUUAAGCUUCACUGCAGCAUGCUUGCUGAGGAUGCUAUCAAAGCGGCUGUUAAAGACUAUGAAGCUAAGCGUGCCAAGUCAACUUCCACUGAGGCAACAUCUGAAGAGAAGGCUGCCGCUGCUUGAUUUCAUCCAUGCCUGGAAUGAUGAUGAAAACUGUCACUGUUUGGAUUUUCUAAUGAAUUCAAGUCAAGGAUCAGUGAGUUAUCCAUCAAUUGAGCAUCUUACUGUAUAACUCUUUAUCUGCUGGACCUACUUUGCCAGCUUCUGUUGUGUCAUCAUAUGAAGUAAAUACUGGUGGUACUGGCUAGGGUUUGUUACUUAAUUGUUUGCAUGGUGGUUUUCAAUAGGCGAACAAGGGUCUGCCAGUUUGACACUUUAAAGUUGUAUUAAUAUCUUGCUGCAUACAGAAAUGCCUGGCAGCUCACCACUUGCCACUCGGAAUGCCUUGAAAGGGAAACAGGUACACUUUGC
Neltuma alba is the source of this 982-nucleotide messenger RNA. RefSeq names its product iron-sulfur cluster assembly protein 1-like. The transcript is spliced from 3 exons. Bases 125 to 634 code for a protein of 169 amino acids. The record is from RefSeq and is a predicted model, not a curated record. Gene Ontology annotation, biological process: iron-sulfur cluster assembly. Gene Ontology annotation, molecular function: iron-sulfur cluster binding; iron ion binding. Lineage: Eukaryota; Viridiplantae; Streptophyta; Magnoliopsida; Fabales; Fabaceae.